Molecule: messenger RNA, 1298 nt
Organism: Loxodonta africana (African savanna elephant)
Lineage: Eukaryota; Metazoa; Chordata; Mammalia; Proboscidea; Elephantidae
Gene: FAM110D
Product: family with sequence similarity 110 member D
Exons: 1
Coding region: 486-1298 (270 amino acids)
Source: RefSeq, a predicted model, not a curated record
GCCCUGCCUGAGACGGCCUGUGGCUAGGAAGCCUCCUUGUCUUGGACUAAAAGCUGCUGGGCUAGGAAGAGGUAUUUUUUCCGGUUGAGGCUACUUUCGGGAAUUAGGCUGGGACCAGCCCCACUUCCUUUUCCAAGUGCUCUGCUUGCCGAUUCCUGCUUGGCAUGGCCCUGUGGCCAGACCGGGGCGCCUUCAAAGGGGUAUAUGUUUCUGGGUGGCCAAGGAGGCCCCACUGAAUGGGUCUAGGGGAGGGGUGAGAUGGCCUGAAUCUGGGCAUAGCAUCCAGCCUACUUGGAUGAGGGAGGGGUCUGGACGAUCCUAUCCCCAGGAAGGCUUGCUGAAGGGCAGGGAUAUCUCCUACCCUCUCCCAACCAUUCCUCCCUCCUUUCAGGCCUCGGGGAGCCCCAGCCAAUUGCUCUCAGCUCCUCAGCCAGCUGCCUAUCUCCAGCGGCUUAUGGGGCACUGUCUAGCCCAGCUCUGCUAAGAUGAUCCUGGCCUCUCCCUCCACCCCGUCCAGAGGACGGACCCCCAGCGCAGUGGAGAGACUGGAGGCCGACAAAGCGAAGUAUGUCAAGACGCAUCAAGUGAUAGUGCGGCGCCAGGAGCCAGCCCUGCUCGGGGCACUCGGGCCGCUCACUCCGCACCCCUGCAAUGAGCUCGGGCCCCCUGCAUCGCCCAGGACGCCCAGACCCGCCCGCCGGGGCAGCGGCAGGCGGCUGCCAAGGCCUGACUCUCUCAUCUUCUACCGCCAGAAGCGAGAUUGCAAGGUCUCGGUGAACAAAGAGAAUGCCAAGGGCCAGGGGCUGGUAAGACGCCUUUUCCUGGGCGCCCCCCGGGACACCACCUCGAGCAGCCCGGGCCCAACAGAGAGACCCGCGGUUCCUGGGGGUUGGACCGCGCCCCCAGAUGCCCCGGAAGCGACAGGAAAGCGGGCGCUGUGCCCCACGUGCUCGCUGCCCCUGUCGGAGAAGGAGCGGUUCUUCAACUACUGCGGCCUGGAGCGCGCUCUGGUGGAAGUGCUGGGCGCUGAGCGCUUCUCUCCGCAGAGCUGGGGCGCCGACGCCAGCCCCCAAGCCGGAACCUCGCCGCCGCCCGGCUCCGGGGACACCAGCGACUGGACGUCCAGCGACAGCGGCGCAGACGGCCCAAACCGUGAGGGCGCCAGCGGCGCGGAGGCGGUGGGCUCUGCGCGGGACGGGCGCCCCCAGGUGUCCGUGGUGGAGCGCAACGCGCGCGUCAUCCAGUGGCUGUACGGCUGCCAGCGCGCCCGAGGCCCACCGCGCGAGUCGGAGGUGUGA